AGGUAGACAGCAGCAACCUCAGCAACCUCCUCCUAUGCCCAUGCAGCAGCAUUAUCCGCGGGAGUUUGUGCCUAAUUUUGACGGAAUGCAUAGGGGAAAGCCACCAAUGAAAAGGGAAAAGUGCCGUGUUAUGUUACUUUAUUUGUUAAUUGGUCUCGCUAUUACUGGGAAGUUUCAGUUAUGCUUUUAUGCAAAACUUUCUAAAUUCUUUUUCGGACAUGUAGAUUUCGAAUAUUUCCGUUACAAAUAUAAUUUAAAAUGCAUUGCCGAUUGACAUUUAUUAGAACUAAUUGAAAUGAGUUUGCGCGACUUGUAUUUUUAUUUUGGCUAAACUUGACCGCCAGUGAAUCCUUUUAGGGGUAUGUAAACUGGGGAUUUUAGCAUCUCAACGCUUAGUUUAACUCUUGAUUGCGUAUCGAAACAGAUUAUCCGAAGUACAAAAAAUAUUUGUCAAGAAGUUACUGUAAGUUACUAAAACAAUUACUACUCAUGGUUAUUUCAGGAGAAAUAAUGAUUUUUUGAACACAAAGGUCAAAGUGGAUUGAUUAAUUUUGAAAAACUAAUGUCGGUUAAAUUUUCUUGGUGUAGUAAUACUAUGAUACAAAACUUGAUAUUUUCGAGCUUUGGGUAGUUGAAUUACUGAUACUUAUUCGAUCUUACGAUAUGAUCUUCCCAUGAGCUACUCCGAAUUGAAAAAGAUGGAAACCAUCCAUGAAUUUCAGCGGUUAAUGGUGCCUGCUUUAUAUCCCUGGUCUUAGUGGAAGGGAAAUUCUAUUGUUUUUGCAUACUGCUUAGAGAUGUGCUUGUAUAAAUGCGCUGUUUUCGAGUUGCCUCAAUGCAUUCAAGGCGUUUGGUAAACUCAGACGUAACUAAUUAAUUAUCCAAGUAUUUGCAAAGUCUGUUUUUCAUACUGCGUAUACAAAGUUCCAAAUUGAUUUAGGAAAGAUUAUUUUACAAAUUAACGGGAUUUUAAGAUUUUCAUGACUAGAAUCCGAAGAUUAAAUUUCCAAUUACGAGUUUAUUUUAGCCGUGGUACCACGUGUCUUUUUCAAGUUAUAAUUUUGGAUUCAGCUUUAUUUUCCAUCAGACAGUACAAUUAAGUCAUCCUUAUCGUUACCGAAAGGUUUGGUUUUUGCUGCCCUUUACGCUUUACAUCUGUCGCAUUAUGCAGUGUGUCACAAAUGGGGUCAAAAACCAAUUUGUAUGUAAUCGUUUAGCAUGUACCGCGGAGGGAUGGCAGCACCGCCUCAAAGAGGCUACCCACCCCAGGAAUUUGGUGAUAUGGAACCUGAUUUGGAUUAUAGACCUCCUAGACAACGAUCGCCGCCACCUCCUGGACCUGGCUACGUCAAAAGUAGCAAACAUAAGCGCGCGCAUUACAGCUCGAGUCCUGACAGUAACGAUGGAGGGUAUGUCGUGCCAAAUCAAAGAGUGAAGGAAAAGAAGGCCAAGUUAUACGACCAUAUGGUUGCGUCUUCAUCCUCUUCGUCGAAGCAUCGCCAUGGCAUGAAGGUGGUAUCUUCUUCGUCCAAACACGGGCCAGGGACCCAUAUCUCCCCCACAACUGGAGUUUACGUGAAGCCUAAGAAAAAAUCCAAGCACAGACCGCCAUCAUCAAGCAGCUCAGAGGCAGGAGUAGUUUCAGAGUCAGAACCUGGGGCAUCCAGUGACGAAGGAGGAGACAGUUCUGACGCUCGACUGGACUCAGACGAGUCCAUCUCUUCUGAGAAACUGCGUGGAUACCAUGCGGUGGUUGUUCGCAACCUCCCCAAAAGACAUAAAGAUCAAACUAUUAAAGAAGGAUUGUUUUUCGAGUUUAAGAAGAUAGGCAAGGCCGUUUGCAUAAAACUGGAGGGCUCUGGCAAGCAGAGAAUUGCCUUCUGCUAUUUCAGAACUGCCGAUGAGUGCAAGCGAAUUGUGAAAGAAAAGGACCAAAAGACGUUCUAUGGAAAAGCCAUGGAGAUCGAUCCAAUUGCGCAAGUGCGCCAGGAGCGCGAGCAGCAGAACAGAAUGGGAGUGGCAGCUAAUUUCCAGGGAGGAAUAGCAGUGCCGAACAACAGAUACGACCCAGGAAUUGGAAUAGGGGGACAACAGCCCGCUCAGUUGAUGGGAAUGCCUAUGCCCUCCGAGCACCAGCCACCCCAAGGUGUCAACGAAUUGGACCCAAAAUGCUCGAGGACUCUGUUCAUCGGCAAUGUGCCACGAGAGAUUGAAGAGACGGACCUGUACAAGAUAUUCAGGAAAUACGGGAAAAUUCUCGAUAUUGAUGUAAAGAGAAUGCAAUAUGGAGAGGUCACCUACGCCUUUGUGCAAUAUGCCCAUUUGAUCACGUGUGUCGAAGCAAUCAAUUGUGAGGAAGGUCGCAAAAUUGGCCCCUACAGGUGCAAGACCAAUUUUGCCAAGACGACUCCCUCUGCAUGUCUGUGGGCGAGUGGAUUGCCAGAAGACGUGAACAAGAUGAACUUGAAGAGACAUUUCUCAAGGCCCCACCCAGUCAGCUACUUCGUCUUCGACCAGAAGCUGGGAGAGGCCCUCAUCUAUUAUCAAGAUGUGAACUCGGCCAGCGAAGUGCUCGCAACAGUCAAGACCAAGAAGAUCGACAAUACAAGACCAUACGUCGACUUCUCCAGCAAAGAACAUCAAGACUACAUCAUGAAGUGCAUGAAAAACAAGGGUGACGGUGGUACCCGCUAUAGCUGCAGUCCAUCUCCCAACAGAGGCAGAGGUUACAGCAACUCCCCCAUGCGCCGAGACAACAGACGCCGAUCCCCCUCUGAUAGCCCCCCCAGAGGCGGAGGAGGCCCUGGCACGAGGGGUUCACCGCAAGGCGGUGGACCCGGACGGUUUUCCCCUAGCCGGCGGCAUGGCUCUAACAGUAGCAAUCGGAGCUCGAGGUCACCUUCUAACAAUGGAAACGUCGGAGGACGAGAAAAUGCAAAGCACUACUCAAAGACGUUUAGUGUAUCCAGAAGAUCCCUUCAAAACAGCAGAUCUAGAUCUCCUUCGAAGACCUCAAAUUACAGUGGCGGUAUGAAAAGCAAAGGACGUCAUGAGUCACAAAGCAGUCGGAGCAGCUCUCGGUUGAACAGAUCGCCGAAUACAAAGACCAAAAAGUACGAAAUGAGUUCAUCUAAUGACGAACACGAGUGGAAGAGUAGCAAGAAAAGUAAAGAGAGAAAGGAGAAAGAAAAGGAAGCUAAAGGAGGUUCCAGCAAACUGACAAACGGAGGAAGUCCCAAGAAACCGACUCUCUCAGUUCCACCCUUUAGGCCGAGUGUGCACCUGUCCAGCAGAAGCACAUCGAAAAGCAAUAACGAGAAGAAAUCGAAGACGAAAGAGUGCAAGUAUCUGAAGUCGGAGCGAGGUGUAGUAAAGAAUGAGAUUCUGUCGGAAGGAGAUGUGGAAAAUGAGGACAAACUAAGCUCGGAACUGGAGGAGGGCGAGUUCUCGGCUACCAGUAAAAACGCCGAUGUGUCAGCUCAUAAGACACCAUCCGUUACAGAAGCCCAAAAAGAGCCACCAAUGUCCGUCUCUGUAUCUAACGAGCCAUAUGAAGAGUGUGACAUUAUGAUGUCAGAUCACUCGGACAUUGAGGGAGAUGUGCUUGACAAGACCUCAGAAGAAAGGGGAGCUGAAGAAGAGUGCAAAAUGGACGAGGAUGAUGAUUCAGAUAAGACUUCAAAAAACGAGGAGCGCCCCCUGUGUGACGUGGACAGAGGUGGAACGACUGAUCUGAAGAACGCCAACUUGCCAGACAUACUGAGUAGCCUGAAGAAGAGGCCACUGCAUACAAUGGACGACUUGAAGAUCAACCUGAAAAGCACCGGUCAUUUUUUAGAGCUGACUGGGGACGAUGUCGGUGAAAAUCGUCCCCAUUCUCCACGCGUGGCUACUGCGCUGCUGCAAAACAACGCCAUUUCACCCAAUCUCUCAUUCUCAUCAACCUCUCUUGACUUGGCAGGAUUGAAACAUACGGCGAACAAACUCAAAGAUGAUUUUCCGCUAUCGCAAGAAGACUUUGCGUUCAAUCCAUGUGAAAGUCCAACCAGAGCACUGGAUGUGUUUCUUAGCCAAGCUAGAGCCAAAGCCUCAACCUCAUCUGCCGCUGCUACUGCGAUAGGUGUUGAUAAGAAAAGUGGAAACGAACAAGUGAGUCUGAUCGCCACUUCCUCAAUACCUUCGCUGCCAAGUAUGGAUUGCAGAGAGAAAGAGGGAGAAGAGCAACACGAGACAGAUGAAGACGAAGAGGAAGAGGAGGGAGAGGGAGAAAAUGAGGAGGCGAUUGGGAUAAAAAUGAGUGCGAUGGAGAAUGAACUCCAACUAGAGGACAUAAGCUCCCCGGAGCAGUCGUUCAGCGACACAGAUACCAAUUCUCAGUCUCGUCAACUAGCUCAGCUUCCAAAGCGUCAGCAGCAUAAACCGGAGUUGCUGAGACUUUCGAUGGGCGAUAGUGUCACCAAACUUGAGAAGUUGGAAGUGAGCAUCAGUAUAAGUAACCAGAUCAACGAGCAGCAAAGUCCACCGAAGGCGAAUCGUGACGAAGCGAAACCUCGGAUAUCCGUUAUCACACCAUCAGUAGUGUCUCCAAUAGCCCAGUUGUUUGUCGCAAAAUCUCCAGAUACAUUGCCAGCACAAAGUGCUUCCACGGUCAUGGGUCGCCAAAUCAGCUCAAAUGGAGAAAACAUGAACCCACCUCUGCCCCCAUUACCACAACCCGUAGUCAUUCCAACAGUGUCGGUGUUCGCUCAACCGACGACACCAACGCUCGAUAGUCCGAUAAAACCGGCAACUCCUUCUCGGAAGGAACUUAGCUCUAUGCCGCCAGCAUGGCCUCAAUUGGAAUACAAUCAGAAAUCGCCUACAGCAAAGCCUAGUAUAAUGAGCGAUCGUAAAGGCUCAACUGAGCAUCAAGUUGUGCAUCAAAAAAGAAGUGCUCAUGGCCCCAAAGUAAUCCCCUUGGAACCUCUACCGGGAGCUCACCCAGUUGAUCCAAGGAUUGAUAUUCCGAGUGGACUGGUCGAAACCUCAUUAAAGACAGUCACGUAUCAGAAAGUCAUACCAAAGUCGCCAAGAGGAGACUCUGGCGGCAGUGGCUCGCUUCCAAUUACGGAGAGUCAGAGCAUCAUUGAGGACUGGAAAAGACGUGGGAUUGUAAAACCAAAAUUCCCGAAAGGCGAACCAGAUGAACAGUCAGGGAGCAAUUCGAAUCCUGCGAACCUGCAGCGUGUAAAUGAAUUGUUGAAUAAGUUCAAUGUCACAUCUAUAUUUGAUCAGGACUCACAGCGCUUGUCUGUUUUGGAUCCAGAUAGGAAGGCUGUAAGUAGCGCUGUCUCACCUGCAAGUAUCGCUUCCCAGAGGUCCUACGAUUUCACAUACCCUUCGCCCACAGCAUGGGGAAAUACUUCGCCUCACGUAGUCCCGCCUGCGUCGAGUGUGCUAAAUAUUGAAAUACCAAGCCCGAGUUCAAUUGUGAAAAAGGAGCCGUUGCAUGGAAUAUUGAAGUCUCCAGGCUCAAUAUCGUCAUUGAAAUCGGAUGAACAAAAAGGAAAAUCGAAAGAGGCGCCACCUCCAUUCCCAAGUCUGCACGUGAAUGUUGGAGCAGUUGCCGCAUCGGCACCUAACUCGUUGUGUGAAACUGUUGCGAAGACAGAAUCUAUUCGCGUGUCAGACAAAUACCAACGGAAGCCAGCUGCGGCUGCCUCGAAGCUGACUAAGUUAACGAUAAAAACGGAAGACUUUUCGGGAGGACUAGGGAACAUUGCCUCCUCCAUCCCUUCGCCGGUUAGCUCAGUUUCUAGCAAUAGCAGCAGUUGCAAUGCUGGAAAUGAGUUGAAAUCUCCUGCGACUGUUAUGACCAAAGUCACGGUGGCUAGUGCUCCCGUAACGCCAUUUGCAUCGCUGAAAGAACAAGAGCAUGCCAUAAACAGACCAGUUCUUAGAGAUACUGCAGGCAAUCAAAGUUCAUUAGAAAAUACAAGUGAGACAGCUUACGAUUUAAAUGUCUCCAUCGUUAGAAAUGAAAGCGAAAGUGACACAUCAAAUGCUUGUCCAAAUACUAAACGUUCGAAUAGCAUAAUUGAACCACUAAGUAAAAGCAAUAGUGGUGGUAAGAUUUACGCCGAAGAGAAGGAUGAAGAACGGUUAAUAGUGGACAACAGCCUAAGUUCUACCCAAAUCAAAAUUGAACCCGAAAUAUUUAACUCUGUUAAUGAGAUUGAGAAAGCGAACACUGUAGAGACUACUGUAAUAACUAGCAGUAGUAGUGUGGAGAGUGUUUGCACUAAUAGAGAUCACUCAGAUAAUGAACAGUCUUCAAAAGUGGAGCAAACUACAGCAAGCAAUACAAUUAAUCUACCAGAUGAUUCUGUCACCACCAAUUCAACGCAGCUUCAGCCCUACAUUGACGAACAACCAACAAACCCAAAGGCAUCUGAUGGCAUUACCACAAUUGUAACUGCAUCUUUGCCUGAAACUAACAAUGAUGACAUUUCGCUCCUAGCUGGUAUCAAGAUUUCAGCUGCCAAGGAUAUUGCCGUGAAAUCUGAAAAUAUCGCACAAGUUGAGCAGUAUCAAACCGCAACCAAAGAAAAAACGCCUGGAGCUUCUGUGGAAAUGCUGAACUCCGCAACUAGCAAGACGACAAUCAGUGUCAGUGAAAAGAAGGUGUUCGAUAAACUGGCAAGUUUUCAUGCUCCUAUACCGGAGAAGCCUCGUAGAUCUUCUGCUCUUGUUGCGCCCACUAAUUGCGAAAAAAUCGUGAAGAAAGAGAAGAAAUUUAGCUUCUCAGCUAAGCAAUCAGAAGUUGUUGGGAUCUCCAAUCAGCAGCUUUCAAAGAAAAAUAUUUCGUCUAUCAAAGAAAGUCCUUCCAAAUGUGCGGACGUAGAUAUAUUUAACAGUUCAUCCAAACCGAAGUCCUCAAAGCAUAAAGGCUACAAGAAACACUCUCUCGAUCAUGCUUCAAAUGCUCAACAGCAGGUUCAGAAUGAAAGAAAGAUAAGUGAUAAAAUGGAGCCUACUUUGGAUCGAGGUGAGGAGUCUUCGGAAAAUGAAGCCGAAAAGCAGACACUCGAGAAGCUGAUGAGUGGGAACCAAACGCAAAAUAAAACUACAGCCCAAGCGCAGACUGCGGUAGCUGUCAAAGAAAAUGAUCAAGCUAAGCAGAACAAAACAUCAAAUGUUAGCAUAGACAGCAAUUUAACCAAAUCUGGCACAAAGGUUCUCCCAAAUAUAAGUACGGGCGACAACACUGUUAAUGCAGUUCAGAAAGUGACUGGCAAACAUCACAAGAAGCAUAAAAAAGAUAAAGAAGGAAAAAGUGUGAACAGAAUAGAGAAUGCCGAAGAUAUGAAAAGCAUGAAACAGUUUUUAAUGCAGGAUGUGAACAAAACUGAAAAAGCAAAUUCAGAAAAAAAUAUUUCAACGCACGAGAAAAUGUUACAUGUUAAGAAAACGAGUAAAAUAUGCGCUAGCGACGACCUUCCGAAUGCAUCUGAGAAGAAAGAAACAAAAAAGGAGCAAGUUUCGCCCUCUGUUUGCAAAGAGAAGGAACUUUUGGAGGUGGAAACAGUUUCUCUCGUGUCACAGACUAUUCUUGAACCAUUGAAGGUUGAAGUUGAAGAGUCUGUAUUAAACAAAUCUGAGCAAUCUGUUUUGACAUCGCUGAAAAGUCAUCCUGAGCUUACGGAUUAUGACACACCUAUUCCGGAUUACGCAAAAUCUAAAUCAGCUCCAGUAUCGAUCGAGAAAGGUGGACACUCUCCUUCAACCCCCAACAGCAGUAUGCAUAAAAAGAAGCGACCUUACGUUGAAAUUGUUGUUGACGAAACUGACGAGCAGGAAAACAUCGACUAUGUACAGCAUCAACUUAGCCGCCCGGAUGGAAUUGAAAUUUGCAUCAAGAAGGUUAAACCUGAGCAACUUCCGUUUUCCAAUGACGAAGAAGAACAUUUUCCAACUCCAGUCAAGAAAGCCAAAUUUUCACCUAAGAAACAUUCGGUAGAUUCAAAAAGGAAAGAAGACGAGAACGUAUCAUCGCCGAUAAAGAAGUCUUCGCCGAAGAGUGCACGAAGUCCUAUUUCAGACGAUGGUAAAAGUACCGAAGCUGCAAGCGAACGCUCGGCAACUCCGAAAUCAGUCGCGAGUUGCACCUCGACCACCGCUGCCGUGUGCAAGGAGUCAGACAGUGAAGAAACUUUGGACGAAUUAAUCAUCGAAGAGUAUAGUACAUGCUCUAAGCUGUCUCAGUCCGAAACGGAGAAAGAAGCAGACAGCGAUAAAGAAAGUGAGUUGAACAUAGAAUGUGACACAUCAGUCUGCGAGUAUCAGGAGAUCCCGAAUGACGAAACAUGCGAGAGUCUUGAAGAUACUCUGGGCACCUCCUUCAGUACUGACGAAGCCAUCGAACCUGAUUACAGGGGAAAUUUGGAAGUGAAUGAAGCUGAUAUAGAUCUGCAAGAGCAAGUCUAUUCUGCUGAUUGUGAGAAGAACAUCAAAGGAAAUGAUGAAUGCGCUACUGUGGAAUAUUCCUUAGAAUCCGCUCCCAGUGGAAACAAUUUGAAUGCCUUGCAAGCGGAAGACAAAACUUCUACCGCAGAACCAAAGGGAGAAAAUGAUUGGAUAAACAUAAACGGAGAAAAUUUCCAUCGAAUGCAAGAGACAAGCUCUGCUAAAAAUGGAUCUGUCAUUCAGCUGGCUGAGACAAUCCUCGGAGUAAUAGAGUCAAAUCUACCAUCACAAGAGUCGCUCAGCUCCCGUCAUAUAGAAAGUCACCAGCCUCAAAUUUCUACGUUUGCUCAAAACCCUCUGUCGGCGUACAUGGCACAGAACACAACACAAUUUGGACAGCAGAGCAGUGUGAGCGAUAAUCGCCAGGAUAAAAUGUUCGAAUUCUUGGCUGGGCUCUCCACCACCAGUGCAAUUACCAACUACUCUGCUAUGAGCAGUUCACCAAUUCGGCCUCCUGAAAGUUUUAAAGAACCCAAACCGAAUAUAGCUUCCAGGUUGGAUGUGGAUUUUACUGAACCAGAAACUACCGAAGACAAUGCUACUGAUGAUACGGAACCAGAUCAAAGUAUAAUCGAGACGUACAAGAGAGUCGAAACAGCGGCACUAGUUGUUGAUUCUAACGUAGAGUUUAUGCAACAAAAUGUUAAGCCAUCCGUAGGCCUUGCAUCGACCGCGAGCAGCUGUGAGUCCACCGAAGCCGAGUCCAGUAUGCACACAGAAAGUAGUGUCAAAUCGGAGCUACUCAAUGAUGUAUCAACUAGUGUGCACCAGUUCUCACCAGACGAGACGGAAGCUGACGAUGAAGAAACAAAACCAGUGGCGAAGGGACCAACAAGAGGAUACAGACGGAGAAAGUCAAAGAGAACUAGAUUUUCUAGGCCACCUAGGAAACAAGCUCAGGUGCCUAAAGUAAAAAGUGAAAACGCUGUAUCAGACGCAGAAUCAGUGGAAACAGCGCAAGUUGAAAGUACAGUGCCAGGAGGACCUGCUAUUGACUACCGUUCUUGUCGGAAUGAAGAAACUGACGCAUUUGUUGAAAAAGUAUCUCGCAAUGAAAUUCCGACUGAUCUUCCUCCGCUGCCUGCAAGAUUCAACUCCAGUGCGAGUUCUAGCUCCGGCACCUCACUUCCCGAAACACCGACACCUACAUCGCCAAUUGUAGCGACCAUGCAUCCAAAGGAGAGGUUGAAAAAACAGUUCAGAGCUUUCAUGGCGGCUGAGCACAGUAACAAGUUGGCGAACCUUGGAACGCCAACCACACCAGCAUCAGAAGUAUCUCUGAGUGCAAGAACAGCCAUUAGCGGAAGCAGCAGCAGUCUGCCAAGCUCUGCUAAUCUCAAUUCAAAUAUAAAAAGCGAGCAGCUUACAGUGCAGUCACCGAUGAUAUUCUCGUUCAACGAGCCAUCACCUCGGAUGCAUUCACAGCCCAAGGUGAAAUCUGAACUAGCAUCGCCUGUGUUUGAAAGGACGACUUUUCCUUCCACCAUUUCACAGGAGCCUGUUCAGUCAGCCGCGACUAUCAUUAAACGGGUUGCCGCGCCCAGUAGUGAUCCACUGAGGAUGCUUGCUCCUACUCACCGAACUGUACCUACAAUUUCGCAAGAACUCAGCUUGGAACGGGACAAACGUCGAAACGAAUUGAAACAAUUAACAUCCUUGAGUGAUGCAGAAAUCGACAAUGUCGAGGCCUGCAUUGAGUCAGUUCUACAGGAUAACAGUAUUCUGGUGAAGCGCUUUAGAUGUACGGCUGAUAUUGAACCCAACUGGAUUGACCCAGAGGUCCGUGAAAGUGCGGAACUGUUAGAGAGUAGUAUCGAGGAAUUGACAAAUUUCAGACUCUUCCAACGAAGCCGCAAGCGAAAUAACGCAGGAGUGCCUGCAGCUCCUGGAAGUAGUAUUCUGAACAGGCAGUUCUACUCGUCCAGUAUAUCGGGUUCAGAUUUGCGUGAGCAUCGGGCCGUUCCAUUGGAUAAUAGAUCGGCUACUCCUUCAAGCUUAGGGUUCCAACUGAGCAACCCUGCGAUGUCAACUGCAGAAGCGGCUUCAAAUGCAAUUCAAUCAUCGAUAGACAGUGUCAUUCUCAGACACUCUGAAGUCGGUGGUACAGGUCGCAAGUACUCUGGCCACAUCGAGGACAUACAACCUGGAGGGCACCCAUCUCCCGACAUUGUGCAGAAUCCCACUACAAAAGGAUACGCGAAACAUUUGCUUUCGAUGUCUAGUUUAUCCUCUGGAGACCACGUUAGCAAUGCAAAGGAGCCCCGACUUUCCAACUCAGUGUCAAAUUACUCUUCUACUUCGAACUCAUCCGGACGCAUUGCAUCACCAACAGCGGCUGUGACUCCCAACUAUCAACACAGUAGUGCGGUAGGAAAUGCUUUUUCGCCCAAAAGCCUUAUCGGGAUGCCGCUUCCAUUCGAUUCCGCAAAUCCGCUUCUGCAGAACUUGCACAAUAAUGCUGCAUUUGCUGCCGCAGCAGCAUCCAAUAAUUCCUUACUUCGUUCAGCUGAGGCGUUUAGAAUUGAACAUUCAGCGGCUAAUUCCUUAUUGGGAGCAGCAACAAGUUCAGCGAAUGCCAGCAGUUCAAGUAGUGGAGCGGGAAAUGGAGGAGGAGACAUGCAUAUCAACAUCAAUUUGAUGGCCCAUUACCCGGCCUACCAUCCAGACAUUCUUCCAGCCUUGUAUGGAAAUCCAAGCCAGUCUGCUCCAACAAGGCUGGUUACAUUACAGAUACCCUCGACUCCUGUCGAUCCUUCGAUCGGCAUCGAGUCGCACGUGUUUGUCGCCAGAACCAGUAACCUCUACACAAUGUUCAAUAAGUUGCAGAAUAUCUGGGAGGGCACAGUAGAACUUAAGAACUCUCAGGCUCAGAUGAACUUGAGGUUUCUGGGUGGAAACGUGGCUUUAGCCGUUGGUGCUCUGCAUACGACAACUCUCAAUAUCAAUCAACGAAUGACACUGGAAGAACAAGAAUUGGAAGGACUUACCAGAAACCUACUGAACGAAGGGGACUACUGCGUGAUGCUUGGUCUUCCACACGGCCCUGAUCCGACGCAAAUUUACACGUCCAAUAAAGUGCUGCACUUGGAAGUUGCCAAAUACCUGCAACAUAAAGAAGCCGCAGGCAUUAUCAACAUCCCGCACAAGUACAUGGACCGAGAGACACUGUCAGUGUUGCACAUAUUCCCACCCUGUGAGUUUGCCCGCAAGUACCUGAUGAAGUUGGACCUGUUCCUGCACCUGAACACAUCUCCCAGCUCAUACCUGCUGUUCAUCCUCACUUCAGCUGACGUGGCCGCCAGAAGCUCCAACUCCCAAGAUAGAUAGCCCAUUGUGAUCCCCAUAAACCCCACCAGAGCAAUGGUAACUAAACAGUCGACCGGUGAUUUCGACCAAGUAAACGACGUUUAGAAAAAACUUGAAAAGGAGAGGAAGAGAACGCGGAAACUGAAAUUAGUUGAACUGAUAUGCUUUUAGUUGUUGACGUAGACUAUUAAUAAUAUGAUAUAUUGGAUCGGUGUUGCAAACCUGAAAGUAAUUUGCAAUAUUUUCUAACCUGAUGAUAUUUGUUGUUGUACCUUUUGAAAUGUUUCAAUUUCCACUUUUAUUAUUAACGCAAUAUAUUUCAUCUAUACAAAAAAAUUCUGUUGCAAAUAAAUUUUUGCU
Molecule: messenger RNA, 12171 nt
Organism: Symsagittifera roscoffensis
Lineage: Eukaryota; Metazoa; Xenacoelomorpha; Acoela; Convolutidae
Exons: 15
Coding region: 1219-11832 (3537 amino acids)
Biological process (GO): regulation of transcription by RNA polymerase II
Cellular component (GO): nucleus
Molecular function (GO): mRNA binding
Source: RefSeq, a predicted model, not a curated record